GGCGGGGCGUGCGUGUGCGCCUGCGCGGCUCGUUAGUCGGCGGCGGCGGUGGGAGAGGGUCAUGUGUGUCCUGACAGGCUUCUCAACAUAUUAGAGUCAAUGCGACCUACCCAACUUCUUCUGCAGUCACAGGCUUGAAAUAAAAUUGGAUGGUUACCAGUAGAAGACAGCCAGCUGAGAAACACUUGAUUCCAAGUCUAUGAAGGCCAGUUACGUUUGGAGCAAGGUAUUUGAAGACUGUUAUCAAAUCCUGCUUCAAUAUUCUCUUUUCCAGACAAAAUGAUCUUCGUUCUUUCAGCCUUUCCUUGUUGUGAUUUGAAUUUUGGAUGAAGCUAUAUAUCUAACUGGACAUCAUGAGCAGAAGCAAGCGUGACAACAAUUUCUACAGUGUAGAAAUUGGAGAUUCUACCUUCACUGUACUGAAACGAUAUCAGAAUUUAAAGCCUAUAGGAUCAGGAGCACAAGGAAUAGUGUGUGCAGCUUAUGAUGCCAUCCUUGAGCGAAAUGUGGCAAUCAAGAAGCUAAGCCGGCCAUUUCAGAAUCAAACUCAUGCCAAACGAGCCUACAGAGAGCUUGUUCUCAUGAAAUGUGUUAAUCACAAAAAUAUAAUUGGCCUCCUGAAUGUGUUCACCCCACAGAAAUCCCUGGAAGAAUUUCAAGAUGUUUACAUAGUGAUGGAGCUUAUGGAUGCAAAUCUCUGCCAAGUGAUUCAGAUGGAACUAGACCAUGAACGAAUGUCAUACCUUCUCUAUCAGAUGUUGUGUGGUAUCAAACAUCUUCACUCUGCUGGAAUUAUACAUAGGGAUUUAAAGCCCAGUAAUAUAGUAGUAAAAUCAGACUGCACUUUGAAGAUUCUUGACUUUGGACUGGCCAGAACCGCAGGAACUAGUUUUAUGAUGACGCCUUAUGUAGUGACUCGUUACUACAGAGCGCCAGAAGUCAUCCUAGGGAUGGGAUACAAAGAAAACGUUGACAUUUGGUCAGUUGGGUGCAUCAUGGGAGAAAUGAUCAAAGGUGGUGUUUUAUUUCCUGGUACAGAUCAUAUUGAUCAGUGGAAUAAAGUUAUUGAGCAGCUAGGAACACCAUGUCCUGAAUUCAUGAAGAAAUUGCAGCCAACAGUACGGACUUAUGUGGAGAACAGACCUAAAUAUGCUGGAUAUAGUUUUGAGAAACUCUUCCCAGAUGUGCUUUUUCCAGCUGACUCUGAGCACAACAAACUUAAAGCCAGUCAAGCAAGAGAUUUGUUAUCAAAAAUGCUGGUUAUAGAUGCUUCUAAAAGAAUCUCAGUGGAUGAAGCCCUGCAGCACCCAUACAUCAAUGUCUGGUAUGAUCCAUCAGAAGCGGAAGCACCUCCGCCAAAGAUACCAGAUAAGCAAUUAGAUGAAAGAGAGCACACAAUAGAAGAAUGGAAAGAGUUAAUAUACAAGGAAGUCAUGGACCUGGAGGAAAGAACCAAGAAUGGUGUUAUACGUGGACAGCCAGCCCCUUUAGGUGCAGCAAUGAUCAAUGGCUCUCAGCAUCCAUCUUCAUCAUCAUCUGUCAAUGAUGUGUCUUCAAUGUCAACAGAUCCAACAUUGGCCUCUGAUACAGACAGCAGUCUAGAAACGUCAGCUGGACCUCUGGGUUGCUGUAGAUGACUACUUGGGGUUUUUUUGGGGGGUGGGGUGAGAGAGGGAACCUCUUAGUCGUUGACAGGACACCUUUAAAAAUCAGUGGUAUUAUUUUGAGUGUUUUUAAAAAAUUAUUGUAGGAUUCAUUUGAAAGUGCUGUAAUUUUAAACUAAGUUGUGUUAUAAGCAGCCAUACACAAUGUAUUUUUUGCUGUAAGUAACUCUGUAAAAUAUUAAAUCCGAUAAUUUUUAUCAUCAUUUAAAAAUCUGCAUAUUUGCUUUACUAUUAUGCUGCUGAUCUUUUUUUACUGAAUUUGUAAGAUUUGUUUUAUCAAAGCACAUAUUAAUGUUGUGUCAUUACCAUAUCAUGAAAUAUUUAAGAUUUUAUAGGGGUUUUUUUUUGCAAUUUCUAUUGGAAUUUUAUUCCAUAUGUUUUGUUCAUGAUAUCCUUUAAAAGUUUUAUGCUUGGUCAAUUUGUCCUUACCCCAGAUAACAGGAAAAAAUACAGUGUAACCAGUUAGUUUCAGGUGUGCUAUUGUUGUGGUAACAGUGAACGAAACCUCCCUUUUAUUCUGGCCUCUCACCUGUAAUUCAGUAAAAGCAACAGUUAGUGAGUUUUGUUAGAGAAACAGUACAUGCCCCUUUGCAGAGCAGCCUUAUCUUAACGACUGUACCAAUUUCAGAAAGUAAAGCAAAGCAUAUCUUUAAAGCUGCACAAAUCCCUAGCCUGGUAAGGGGAUCUGGUGCUUUCUGCAGAAUCAUGGCACGCUAAAGCUUAUGAUCACAUAAAACAAGAAGAGGAUACUUCAUGAAUAACACAUUACAAUGCAAAUAAACUGUUUACUUCUACUAGCUAUUAGCCUGUCUCUGUACACAGAAAACAAAGUAUACCCAGGAUACUAGACUGCCAAGAGGGAAAACUAGUAUGCUGUAGCACAAGGGCGGGCAAUUAUUUUGGGCGGAGGGCCACUUACUGAGUUUUGGCAAGCCAUUAAGGGCCGCAUGACAGGCAGCCCAGGGCAGAUUCAUAUUAAUUUUCUACAUUUUUUAGGGGCCCCACGGGCUGGAUAGAAUGGCUUGGUGGGCCACAUCUGGCCCGCGGGCCACAUUUUGCCCACCCCUGCUGUAGCAGCUAUCCAUUCAUAUAGCAUGUGGGACUUUGGUUUCCUAAUAGUUUUGUGUAUUAGGAUGUGUAAGUUCUUUGUUGGGGGUAUGUGUGUAUUACUGGGAACACUCCAGCUAUUUAACUACUCUUUCUCCACUCAAAGAAACAAAAAUCCUGUAAACCAGCCCCUAAAGGAAGAACCUCAGGCAGUAGCUAAUGCAUUGUGAGCCAUCCUAAGGAGGGCAAAAUUGUGAUGAAAAAAUAGUAUUUAUUUCUUUUGCUAUACCUGAAGACCAGCUUAGCUGAAAUCUUAAUAAUGGUACUUUUUAAGUGAUUUAUAUUAAGAAAGUUUGAGCACUAAAGUCCGAGCAUCCAAUGCACUCCUUUUAAACAAAAGACAAUUAAAUGUUAGAAUAGUUGCUAAUUAGUCACAAAAAUGGUGCUGCUCCUCACAGAACUUUUAACUGUUUACAUUUUAUAUUUACUGAAUGAUUUAUGUAUAACAACAGAUUUAAGUCUGUUUAUAUCCAAGUUAAACAUUCAAAGUUUUAUUCCUUUGAAAAAUGCAGAUUGCUUGUGAAUUUAUUUAGGCUGUGCUAAUUGAUUACUUUGUGUAGAUACAUAUUUUGUGAAACAGAUUACAUUUGAAAAGGAAUUUAAAUUAGUGGCAUAUAUGAAAAUGCAUAUUUAAAAAAGCAUGCAGUUCUUACCAGUCACAAAGCAUAAAAAAUGAAUAAGGCUAGUUAUUGGGAUUAUCCAGGAAUGAAACUGAUGCUGCUCAUUAUUUUUUCCCCUUAGAAUUUUUUGGAUAGAAUAAAUAUCCUCUUAAAAUUACACUUUGAUGAGGAAAAUGUCCUAUAUCCCCAUUUUAUCUUUAUUUCUCAAUAACUAAAAUUCCUUGUUUAAAACAUAAAAUGCAGGGUUGCAAGAACUGAUAAUGUCAGAAAGAAAGCUGACUCUAACUUGAUAAACUGCAAAGUUGUUACUUUAGUUUCCUGGCUAGAUUCCUGGUAAGUGUAUCUGUGUGUAGCAUUUAUGUGCUGGCUUGCUUUGGAUAUUUCAGUGUUACAUUUUUAGAAUGCAUGCUUGUUGAGACAGUUGGGUUUUUUUCAGGGUCUGGCUAAACUGUCUGAUACCUCAAAGACCAUGUUGUUUGUGUUUAUUAAGCACUGGAGCAUAGUGGACCAUUUUCUUGUUGUAUUUGGACCAACAGGGAAGUUUUAUCUUUUUUAUCGAAUUUUAAACUGUCAAGUAAAGCCAAACUUAUCGCAUUAUUAUGCAAGAUUAGAUGGUGAUAUGGUGCAGUUACAAAGCCAGAGAAACUCAGUUAAAUCUGACAAAAUUACUUCUGAUUCAUGUCAGUGUAAUUGAGAGCAAAAUUUGUUUAAGCCAAACAUGGGAAAACAGUUUUCUCUGAUUUUGGAGGGGUGAUUGUAACUUUGUAGCACUUGAAGUAGCUGCCCACUUGACUAAUCAACAGUGAUAUAAAGGUUGCUCUUGAUAUAAAGAUUGCUUUCCUAAAUGUGUAGGGCUUGAUUAAUUUCUAAUGCCAAUAUAAACCAACAUUGAUAGUUCCAGUGAAUUCAUGCACACUGGUGUGAGUGAGAUGAAAAUGUUAAGCCCAUAAUGUUCUGCAGUAAGGAUGGACAAAGUGAGGGAUUUUUUAAGACAGCAUGCACCCAUUUGCAAGUUAAUCGGUUGUUUGUAGUCUAAAAAGCCACUUCAUUCAGGGUGGAGUGUUGCAUGUUGGAACCACAGACCUCUCCUAGGCACCAUCCUCAGAGCAGGUAUGCAGAUUCUGCAUUUUGCUAUAUUUUAUACAACUUAUGUCCAGACCUUCAAUUCCUGGCUUAAUUCCAGUUCUGCUAACUUCCAAGCAAAGUGAAAGAGUUCCACUGUUCUAAGCCAUUGUAACAUUUUGCUAGUUUAAUUUGCAAUCUUUAUUCAGUGAAUUGUAUUUCAUAUUUCAAGGACAGUUGAACACAGAUGCAGGCAGGAAUCAGGUGGCUGGUUAGAAAUGUCCUUGAUGUUCCAGCAGUGGUGAUGGUGUAACCAUGAAGAUUCGCCAUUCUGAGAGGAGCAACAUUUGCAAGGCAAGGCAGUUUGUUUGAUUUUUUUGUUGGAUUAGCUAGUGUGUUUGGGAGAGAGAGGAAAGAUGAUUUCAGGUUUCAGGCACCCUUUGUCAGGUCUGGGAAAGAAGCAGGCACAAUCCAAGCUAAGCACAUGUUGUUUUGGUCCGUUGGUGAGCUGUUGUUCAUUUAGAUACGUAUAUAUUGUACAGUGCACCUUACUACUUAUGAUUUGUGAAGUUUGAUUUAUUCUUUUUAAAUGAUUCCUUGGUGUUUCGCUCCCAGUAGUCUUUGCCAUAGUAUGUGCAGCUUUUCACCUCUAGGACAUGGGUACUAGUCCCUUCCUGAUCAGUCAUGAAUGAAAAUAACUCACAUAGUGCAUAUGUAAACUGAGGUAAAUGCCUGUCUGGCACUGGACUAAUUCCCACCCUUCUGGGUAGUUGCAACAGAGAGACAGAGCAAUGGAGAUAGGUAUUCUCUUCCUCUGUAGAGAAUUGGGUCCUUUUAGCUUAUGAUAAACAUGCUGAUAGGGUAGGGGGGGGUCUGUGUUUGUGUUCAGAGAGGUCCCUAGUCAUUCCAAAGGAAAGAAGAAAACUUGAUGUCUUUCAUCUGAUCUAUUCCAUGUGCAUGUGUGUUAUAAAACUGCUGAAUUCCCAAAGCAAUACUAACGAAAUGAACAACCUUAGGCUGUAAAUAGACAUCUCAUUUGAAUUGUCCUGGGGUUUGACCUGGAUCUAAGCAGACUCAUUGCAGUCAUCUACACACAUUGCCCAUUCAAGCUGAGUUGCUGCUCUCCUCCAAAGAAGCACCGAGGAACACAACUUGGCUGUCCAAGUAAAAAGCACAAUAACCCUACAGACACACAGCCACAUCCCAGGAAAAAGCACAUCUUACCCACAUACUUCAGAGGGACUUGAAGAAAGACAGUGGACUUGUAUGUCUGUAGGAUCCUGGAACAAAAGACUUUUUCCUGGGACAAAUUUGACGUCUGUUUACAGGGUUUAUAGACCAGGGGUGGCCAACCUGCAGAGUGUGUGCGGCAUGUGUCAGACUAGGGAGGAGACAGGCAGCACAGCAGCACAUGGGGCAGGAAGAAAGCAGCAGAAAAGGGAGCAGAAGGGGAUUGGGGUGGCACUCAUGGAGGGUGCAGGGCUAAUUCAUGGCACAUCUGUCCAAAAGCCUGGCCCCCGCUGUUAAGAUUAACCUGGACAGACCCACUGUUCUCAAUUUAAUUAAUUCUGUUAAACUCAGUCAUCCAGAUGGUUCAAUCUUGAAUGACAUAGAUCAACUUUCAGGUUUGGUUCUGAAGUUGAAAGAGAUGUGCUGUAUUUGCGAUACCAGCUUUCAGGUAAGAAAAUGCACAACACGAAAAGAGCUGUAUUACUUCUCAACUUAAAAGACCAAGGAAUUUGUACAGAAUAGAGCAAACUAGGUAUUUACAAGUUUAUAGCGACAGUGCCCUCUACUGGUAUAUUCUACCUGUAAGAGGUAUGAUGAAGUUAAAAAUCUAUGGAUUUAUAAUAGGGAAUGUACUCCUCUGAGAGGUAACUAAGGCUACUGAUUUCAGAAUGCAAGAACAAGGCACCAGUAAAGCCAGUCUCUAGCAUACACAAGAAUACACUGGUCCUAUAUUAAGCACCCACCUCAAAGCUACAAUAAAAAAACGACAAAAGCUAGUAAAUGAGAACACGCACACAAUAUUAUACAGCCUUUGAUGCUCUUAAAAUGAGUUUGUCAAGCAAGAACAUAUGAGGAUAGGGGGAGAACAUUCCAAUUUGUAUAUGUUUUUCUUAGCUUGAUUAAUUGAAACAGUCCUGGAUGGGCUCUCUCUCUCUGAAUAUCCAUCCAGCUCACUUUGUGUGUAGUGGUUUGUUUAGGCUGUUGACUCUUAUUUUCCUAUUGUUUUAGCUGACUUACUUUUCCACCUCACAUAGAGGGGGAAAACUUGCAUACAAAGUAUCAAAGGAGUGGAAAUGGAGUAGAGGCUAUCUGUAUUUUUCAGUCAGAUUAGAAAGAUAUUCUUUAUGGAAGAAUGUGUUGUAGUUCUAGCUCUCAUCCAGCUUUCCAGUUCACUUAAUUGUUCUUAGUUAAGUGCUCUUAACAGAGUUUUAGUGAGAGUCAUAUAUUGAUUCCCCCCCUUUAGAUUUCUCUGCAUUUGUUGUGAAUAAGUUAUCUUCAUGUGAUGUUUCUACUUCCACAGCUGAAAAUUUAAUCUGGGUUUUUAUUGAACUACCUCACACAAACUUUCUAUGCUUUCUCGAGUAAAUAGAGCUAACCCUUUCUAUUGGUUCUACAUUGAAUGUGAAAUAUAAAGUACAUUUCCUUAAAAAAAACACUAUUGGCCAAUGUUGAGACAGUACCAGUAACUGUUUCCUAUAUACUUCACAUAAGAUGUCAUGUGUAAUAUAUAGUUUAUGUACAAUAAUGUGCAUUCAGAAAAUUGUGUUAGAUGUAAAUUGGUGAGUUUAUUAAUGUAGUCUGUUUUGUAGGUAAAAUAGCUUACUAGUACUAUCAAUCCAUCCUUUACAUUUUACAAAAGGAAUAACUCUUGGUAAGCUUUGCAUACAGAUAAAUUAACUUUUGUAGGCCCAAUAUCUAGUCUAUUUUUGAAAGUUCUGAAACUUUUAACUUAUUACUGAAGUGGAGAAAAACUGGAUAAAUCCAUUCCUCCUGGUCUCUUCAAUGCAGAUACUUGAGUUUAUUCUGUCCGAGGAAGUGCAGAGGGGAAAACCACGCCUAUUAAAUAAGGAAAAAUAACAGUUGAUUUUCUUUUUCACGUAUCACCCUACCUAUUUCUUUCUACCCUUGCUAUCCCUCCCCACCCCCAACUCCCUCCAAAUAAGCCACGGGUGGGGAAAUACUGAGAUCAUUGUGGUUUUUUAUCAUUUCAUGCCAUAAGCCAUUUCACAUGCACCACUGGAAUGUAUACAUUGUUACCUAGUAUGUCAAUUGGUUAUAAUGAUAUUUUAAAUAAAAAAGGAUAAAAAGUUGUUUGACCACUA
Molecule: messenger RNA, 7785 nt
Organism: Alligator mississippiensis (American alligator)
Lineage: Eukaryota; Metazoa; Chordata; Crocodylia; Alligatoridae
Gene: MAPK8
Product: mitogen-activated protein kinase 8
Exons: 15
Coding region: 354-1637 (427 amino acids)
Biological process (GO): JNK cascade; protein phosphorylation
Cellular component (GO): nucleus; cytoplasm
Molecular function (GO): ATP binding; JUN kinase activity
Source: RefSeq, a predicted model, not a curated record